CCGGAUUUCCCUGUUGUGCAGCCCAGGCCUGUAAAGCCAUGGCUCCAUCUUUCUGGCCUGCUGUGUACUGAGACCGGAGUGCUGAGGGGGCCCUGGGUGCGGGGAGUAGGCACAAGUGGGCGGUGACAGGGGCUACCUGGAGAUGCUGCUGCUGCUGCUGCUGUUGCUGCUGCUCCUGGUGCUGUUGCUGCUGCUGCUGCCACCGCUGGCCGUGCUCCGGCAGCAGCAGUCCCAGGGGCCCAGAUGGUCCUGGCUUGCUGGCCUCCAGCACCGUGUGGCAUGGGAGGUCCUGUGCUGGGCGGCCGCCUGGCAGCAGCGGAGACUGGAGCAGAGCUCGCUGCACGUGGGCCAGAGCCAGCGGCAGACCCUGAGGGGGUGUCUGAAGGAAGCCCAGGGUCCCCGCUGUCCCCUCACGGGGAGCACAGAUAUGACUACCUUCCGGAAUCAUCUCCCUCUGACCAAGGCAAGCCAGGCCCAGGAGGAGGAAAGUGGGGAGAGGCUCCUGCCUCCUACUUCAAACCAGCACCAUGGGGAGGCCUCUCUGCAGGCCACCUUGCUGGGUCUGGCAGCCCUAAACAAGGCCUACCCAGAAGUCCUGGCUCCCGGAGGCAUGGCCUGUGUGACUCCCACUUCCCCCUGGCCCCACCCCCUGCCCUGGCCUUGCCAUGCCCUCAGCCAGGUUACCCACCCUGGAUCCAAGGCCCCUGGGGCUCUACUGUUGGAGGCACUGAGGUCCCCAGGGCUGCGGGCACUGGAAGCCAGGACGGCAGUCGAACUCUUGGACAUCUUCUUGGGCCUGGAGGCCAACGGUGAAAAGCUGGCUGAGGCAAUAGCUGCUGGGAACCCAGGAGCACCUCUCCCGAGACGGGCAGCUGAGCUGCGGGAGGCCCUAGAGCAGGGGCCCCGAGGACUGGCCCUUCGGCUCUGGCCAAAGAUGCAGGUGGCGGUGACUCUGGAUGCAGGAGGCCAGGCCGAGGCUGUGGCUGCCCUGGGGGCCUUGUGGUGCCAAGGGCUAGCCUUCUUCUCACCUGCUUAUGCUGCCUCUGGAGGAGUAAUGGGCCUGAACCUGUGGCCGGAGCAGCCCCAUGGAGUCUACGUCCUGACCCCUGGUGCCCCCUUGAUUGAGCUGCUCCCAGUCAAAGAAGGAGACCGGGAAGAGGCUGCUGCCACCAUCCUGCUGGCCGAGGCUCAGAAGGGCAAGGAGUACGAGCUGGUGCUGACUGACCACGCCAGCCUAACCAGGUGCUGUCUGGGUGAUGUGGUACAGGUGGUUGGUGCCUACAACCAGUGUCCAGUUGUCAGGUUCGUCGGCAGGCUGGGCCAGACCCUGAGUGUGCGAGGAGAAGACAUGAGGGAGGACGUGUUCUUCGAGGCUCUGGGCCGAGCAGUGGUGCAAUGGCCAGGGGCCAAGCUGUUGGACCAUGGCUGUGUGGAGAGCAGCAUUCUGGAUUCCUCAGGGGGCUCUGCUCCCCACUAUGAGGUGUUUGUGGCACUGAGGGGGCUGAGGAACCUGUCAGAGGAAAACAGAGACAAGCUUGACCACUGCCUUCAGGAAGUCUCUCCCUGCUACAAGUCCCUGAGGUUCCGGGGCAGCGUGGGCCCUGCCAGAGUCCACCUGGUGGGGCAGGGGGCCUUCAGAGAACUCCGGGAAGCCCUCGCUGCCUGCCCCUCGUCCUGCUUCCCUCCUGAGAUGCCCCGGGUCCUUCGGCACAGGCACCUGGCCCGGCUCCUACAGAGCAGGGUGCUCUCCUAAGCCGAGGCCUGCCCAGUGCCCCAGUCACCCCCAAAGGCCACCUCACUCUCUCCUGCGGGGUCUUUCUGGAUGGAGAGCCCUUGGCUAGGGUCUUUGACUCUGUCACCCAACAGUUGUGGAUCAGAGCCGCGGGGGGCCUUAAGGAUGUCUGACUUAGCCAGUUCUAAGCCGGCGACUUCAGGGGUAUAGCAGACGCCCGCAGUGCCUGGCCCAAGUGCACCCCUCAGCCCACACUGGAGGUCACUGCCAGAGAGUUCUGAGACAUGCUGAUGGCUCCCGUGUCUCUCGGCCCCGUGCUCUGGGCAGACUGGAAGUACUGGGAAUUAACGUUCCCAGCAGUGACUCUCAGUCAGCAGGGAACAGGAGUUGUGAAUACUGACCUCGGCUUCACUGUCCCUCAGGGCGACAGUUCUGAAGUGUAUUUUGCACCAGUUGUCCACAGUGGCAGCGCUCUUAUUUACACAGUUCUUAAUGGCUUUCUUUCCAUCACCACUCCCUUACGUGUUUUCUAGGCUCACCUCCCAAAUAAACCUCUUGCACCCAGA
This is a messenger RNA of Pteropus alecto (black flying fox), 2298 nucleotides long. RefSeq names its product GH3 domain containing (gene GHDC). The record is from RefSeq and is a predicted model, not a curated record. The transcript is spliced from 9 exons. Gene Ontology annotation, molecular function: acid-amino acid ligase activity. Lineage: Eukaryota; Metazoa; Chordata; Mammalia; Chiroptera; Pteropodidae. Gene Ontology annotation, cellular component: cytoplasm. Bases 143 to 1753 code for a protein of 536 amino acids.